ACUUGCAUGGUUUGGCAUUUCUGAGCCAGCUCACCUAAUAAAAAAGCAGGGGAGUAGGUACAGAAAAGUCUGGUGGGGCUAGCUUCUCCAUAUUGCUAAGGACAUCACCUUAUUUUCAUAGUUUCGUGAUGAGGGUCCUUACUGUGCAGGAGGGUAGAGAGGUUUCUGGAGCGCUGCAUGAAUCUCAGGAUGCUGCCACCUCUUAACACGCACUAGAGCAUUUUUCAGUCCAGUGGUCUGUAGACAUCCAGAGGCAGUGAAAAAUACCAUACACAAACCUCCUACGCACAGCCUGCUACCCUGGGGCAGGGAGAGAUGAUGCCAGCAGCUGGCAGAGCCAGAGCUGACUUCCAGCUCUUAGCCAGUGAAUUGGUUGUGGCCAUACGGGAAAGCUACAAGUCAUAGAAACCACCACCUUUUGUUCCUGCACUGAUGAAUACUGUGUCCCACUGCACAGCCACAGGACAGAAGCUGUUCUGUAGAUGCACUGUCAGCUCUGGCAAGGCAGUCCCGAGGCUUAGACAGGUCAGAAAGCAGUGACCAGCAUGCAGGAGGCAGCUCAGGUGAGCCUGCAGGUGUUAAUGCAGGCAGCGGAUUGCACUUCAGGCUCACAUCCUGCAAGGUGCAGAGUGAGGACACUGCUGGACCAGCUACUCCCCUGCUCCACCUGCUGCUCUCCCAGGCUGCAUCCCACAUAGGCGCCCACAGAGGCUCCUUGCACAGCUCAGAGAAACAAGCUCAGCAACAAUCCUCUCCAUUCAGUAGCUGCAGCUUUCACACGGGGAGAUGGAGGUUAUUUCCUCCCAGUGCUUUGUUGUUAUUUUUUUAUCCUUUUUUCUUUCCUUUUAAUGAAUCAGUCCCUAGGUGAAAAUAAUGCAUUUGUUUAAACCUGAUAUUUCAUGUUGAGCAAACUGCUCUUCCUUUGUCUCUUACUAUUUUGUUCAUUAUUGUGCUAAGAAUCUGCUAUUCUACACAAAAAUUUUAAUAAACUGUUUGUUGUUGUAUCCAGGUAACAAGCAUGGAUCAGACAGCAAAGGACAAAGCACUCCAGCACAUGGCAGCAAUGUCAUCAGCUCAGAUAGUCUCGGCUACUGCUAUUCACAACAAGCUGGGCCUGCCAGGAAUUCCCCGUCCUACAUUUCCUGGGGCACCUGGGUUUUGGCCAGGCAUGAUUCAAACGGGGCAGCCUGGAUCCUCGCAAGAUGUAAAGCCAUUCGUUCAGCAGGCCUAUCCUAUACAGCCAUCGGUCACAGCUCCCAUUUCAGGAUUUGAGCCUACGUCAGCUCCAGCUCCCUCAGUCCCUGCAUGGCAGGGCCGUUCAAUUGGUACGACCAAGCUCAGGCUGGUGGAGUUUUCGGCUUUCCUUGAACAGCAGAGGGAUCCCGAAUCAUACAAUAAACACCUCUUCGUACACAUUGGACACGCUAACCAUUCUUACAGUGACCCACUGCUUGAAUCGGUGGACAUUCGUCAGAUCUAUGACAAAUUUCCUGAAAAGAAGGGCGGUCUAAAGGAACUGUUUGGGAAGGGGCCCCAAAAUGCUUUCUUCCUCGUAAAAUUCUGGGCUGACUUAAACUGCAACAUUCAAGAUGACACAGGAGCCUUUUAUGGAGUCACCAGUCAGUACGAGAGCUCAGAAAACAUGACAAUCACCUGUUCCACCAAAGUCUGCUCAUUUGGAAAGCAAGUAGUAGAAAAAGUAGAGACUGAAUAUGCAAGGUUUGAAAAUGGCCGAUUCGUGUACAGAAUAAAUCGCUCUCCAAUGUGUGAAUAUAUGAUCAACUUCAUACACAAGCUGAAGCAUUUACCAGAGAAAUACAUGAUGAACAGCGUGUUGGAAAAUUUUACGAUUUUAUUGGUUGUAACAAACAGGGAUACGCAAGAAACCCUGCUCUGCAUGGCUUGUGUAUUUGAAGUGUCAAACAGCGAACAUGGAGCACAGCAUCAUAUCUACAGGCUUGUAAAAGACUGAGCAGUUAUUUAUAUAUACACUUCAUUUCACUUCUUUAUCAAAACACAGACUGUAAACCUCAACACUAAGUGGCAGUGCCUCUGGCCCAACUUUCACCCACAUUUUUCUAAAUCCUGUUUCAGUGAAGUCAUUUUUAAUGUGUUCAUAUAUAAUUGUAGCUGUGAAAUUCUGGUACAGUUGUAAAAAUUAUUUCUAAAACUAAGUGUUCUUCAAAUUUGUAAACCACAGUUCUUUGAGAAGACUGUAUUUAAGAACCUAAUGCCUCUGUCUGUGGAGGCCUAUUUUUAAUUCUGAUAGAAAAAUGUAUGACAGAGCAUUUGCCAUGGGGAAAACCUGACAGCAUUUAUAAGAAUUUAUUUUGGUUUUUUUUCCAACAUGAAAUACUUGUUUUACGAUGCAAGUGAAAUUGAAAUGAAUCUUUAGCUAUAACUGUACAUGAGUACACAAAGUUAAUAAUCUUUAUAGAAUUAUCUUUGUAACUAAUUAGGGUGGAAGAUAUGGACGAAUGUAAUUCACUAAAUUAUUUUUUAAAAUGAAACAUUUUUCUGUUUGAAGCCAAAUGAAAAAAACAUAGCCUUAAGAAAUGCCUGAUACAAACAGACAGGUCCUAAAAUUAGGCAAAUUUUGUAUUUUUUUCUCAAUGCUAAAACUAAUCCUCUAAUCCAUUAAACUUUCAAACAGGUAUUGCAGAGAAAGAAAACAUCAUCCCUUACCCCUAACAUAUCUAGUGUAUUUUAAAAGAAUAUAAAGUUGUAUUGUACUAAUAUGAAAAUUUGAUUAUUUAAUGAAAAAGAUGGCUCAUUUUGCAAUAAGUAGGUAAAUACUGAAGAUUUAGACUCGCAUUAUAUGUAGUCUUGUGUGUGCGGUUAUAUUUUAUAUAGACAACUAUGUUUUCUAAUAAGUUGAGCAGAAAACUUGCAACUCUGAAAUUAAGAGAUGAACAGAAAAAAACUGACAUUGCGACAGCACUGAGUAAUUUGUAAACUGAAAGCAAAAUACUAAUGUCUUUGAUAGAUGAACAUAUACACCUCUGAAAGGAUCAACAGCUUUAAUAUCUAUGAGACACAAGAAAACCACAACCAACAUCAGGCAAAGAAGACUGGAAAGUGGAGACAUUUUUUUUUCUCCUUUUCCUCUUUCUCAUGGUGCUCUUACACCUCUCCCAGUUGUCUCUCCAGUUCAGACUGGCAAAGACCUUAUCAGAAACAACCACAUGUGUACCACACAGGGUCUGAUGUCCUUUUGCCUCCAGAUGUGGUAGCAUUCAUCCUUCUGAUCUAUUCAGGGAAGACUCCAGGAAGUGAAGUACAGCUGGAGAUAUUUUAAUACUGUAAGGAUUCAAACCAUGGAUGUGGGUGUGAGUGAUUGUCUGAGGUACACACACGCAAGAGAAGUAGUCUUAUUCCUCCUGGCUGCACCGGUGUUGCUCAGUUUCACUUCUGCUGCUGCACAUGCAACACUUCCCCGUCAUUGCCCAAGCAGCAGUUGUUCCACCAGGUGCUGGGCCAGCAACAGCUUCUCGCGUGAAACAUUUGUCUGAAAGGCUGAAGCCUGCCCAGCCAAGCACAAGCCACCUUAAAAGAUCAGUCAUGAGGUAUUGGCAAAGCGUCUUAGGAAGGUCUUCUGUGGACCUGAAUCAAAGAAGUUAACAUUUAGCAGGUCCCUCCUCCCUGUCCUUUCCAAACACGUGUCCAUGCAUGGUUUAAGUAUGGAAUUUACUCCCAGGCACAGUGCUGUAGUCUUCAAAAUAGCCAGUCUCAAUUUUUUGAUACUGUAUUUCUGCAUAGUGCCCUCUGUUAGAAUUGCCCACUGUUAGAUUCCGUGGAGGAGAAUACAGCUGAGAGAUGGUAGUGGGUUCCUGUAGGUCUGUGUCAGACCAGGUUUGUCCUUAACACUGGUGAGGACUUGGGUUAGAGGACAAUAAAAACAUCACCGAGGGGAAGGGAGACUACUUAAAUUCCUUAGCCUACCUCUGAUCUAACUCCAGUAGGUGGGUGAUUGCUGUGAUGUCUAGCUGUUACUGGCUUGUGGAUAUUAGGGCUGAUGAUCUUUUGGUUUAUAUUCCGUGAACCGAACGGAGAAAUAUGUCCAUGGUAAGGUCUCUUUUAAUACUCAUUUUUAACACUAACAAUCACAUCAGGAAAAAGCACUGCAUUGUAACAGCCUAAUGGUAGCCCUUUAUUCUAAGCACUUGGUGUUACAAGUCAAAAACUACUUUUUUUGUUUUAUUAUGUUCUAAAGUUGUCUUUUAUUUAGGGUUUGAAUUGUGGUUUUGGUGAUUUUAUUUUUUUUUUAAUAACAAGCAAACUCUUUGAGGCAUAUAAAGUAUGUAAGUCAAUUUGCAAAACCAGGUACAGUUUUUUUCAUAGAAUCUGGCACAUUACAUAUGCCAUAACUAUAGGGUAUAAAAAGUCACAAUGUUUAUUGGUGUUCACAUAUGUAAUAUUAGGGAAACUACUUCUAUUGUCUUUUCUUUACAUUUCUGUAAAUGAUCCAUACCCUGUAUAUGUUAAUUCUUAAAAGCCUUAAUCCUUCAACUGUUCGGUGUGGGGUGUGUAGUCCAACAGGCUGCCUGUAAACUGUGAGCUCUUUUGUAAGCUGGAAGUACUUAUCUUGUUA
Messenger RNA from Cuculus canorus (common cuckoo), 4591 nucleotides. RefSeq names its product TEA domain transcription factor 1 (gene TEAD1). The record is from RefSeq and is a predicted model, not a curated record. Gene Ontology annotation, biological process: hippo signaling; regulation of transcription by RNA polymerase II; embryonic organ development. The transcript is spliced from 9 exons. NCBI's taxonomy places the organism in Eukaryota, Metazoa, Chordata, Aves, Cuculiformes, Cuculidae. The coding region runs from base 1019 to 1972 and encodes 317 amino acids. Gene Ontology annotation, cellular component: transcription regulator complex. Gene Ontology annotation, molecular function: RNA polymerase II cis-regulatory region sequence-specific DNA binding; DNA-binding transcription factor activity, RNA polymerase II-specific.